Plasmodium adleri (nom. inval.) is the source of this 1218-nucleotide messenger RNA. Its product is annotated as aspartate aminotransferase. Gene Ontology annotation, biological process: amino acid metabolic process; biosynthetic process. Gene Ontology annotation, molecular function: pyridoxal phosphate binding; L-aspartate:2-oxoglutarate transaminase activity. Lineage: Eukaryota; Apicomplexa; Aconoidasida; Haemosporida; Plasmodiidae. Gene Ontology annotation, cellular component: mitochondrion. The record is from RefSeq and is a predicted model, not a curated record. The coding region runs from base 1 to 1218 and encodes 405 amino acids. The transcript has a single exon.
AUGGAUAAUUUAUUAAGCAGCUUAGAAAAUAUCGAAGUUGACAAUAUCUUAAAAACUGCAAGAGAGUUUAAAGAAGAUACGUGUGAAGGAAAAAUAAAUUUAUCUAUUGGAGUGUGUUGUAAUGAUGAUGGAUCUUUACAUAUAUUUGAUAGUGUAUUAGAUGCAGAUAAAUUAGUAACAGAAAAUUAUAAAGAGAAACCAUAUCUGUUAGGAAACGGUACAGAAGAUUUUUCAACGUUAACACAAAAUUUAAUAUUUGGUGAUAAGUCAAAAUAUAUGAAAGAAAAAAAAAUAUGUACAAUUCAAUGUAUAGGAGGUACUGGUGCCAUAUUUGUUUUAUUAGAGUUUUUAAAAAUUUUAAAUGUUAAAACUGUGUAUGUUACUAAUCCACCUUAUAUUAAUCAUGUUAAUAUGAUAGAAUCAAGAGGAUUUAAUUUAAAAUAUAUAAAUUUUUUUGAUUAUAAUUUGAUAGAUAUAAAUUAUGAUUUGUUUCUAAAUGAUCUUAGAAAUAUACCUAAUGGAUCAUCAAUUAUAUUACAAAUAUCAUGUUAUAAUCCAUGUAGUGUUAAUAUUGAAGAAAAAUAUUUUGAUGAAAUCAUACAAAUUGUUUUAGAGAAGAAACAUGUUAUUAUCUUUGAUAUAGCUUAUCAAGGAUUUGGUCAUACAAAUUUAGAAGAAGAUGUUUUACUUAUUAGAAAGUUUGAAGAAAAAAAUAUCUCUUUUUCUGUUUGCCAAUCCUUUUCAAAAAAUAUGUCUCUUUAUGGAGAAAGAGCAGGGGCUCUUCAUGUCGUUUGUAAAAAUGAUGAAGAAAAAAAUAUCGUUUUUAAUAAUUUAUGUUUUAUAGUACGUAAAUUCUAUUCUACUCCUGUUAUUCAUACAAAUCGUAUUCUAUGCCAACUUUUAGAAAAUCAAAAUUUAAAAUUAAAUUGGAUUAAAGAACUUAGUCAAUUAUCACAACGUAUUACGAAUAAUAGAAUCUUAUUCUUUAAUAAAUUAGAAACCUAUCAAAAAAAAUAUAAUCUAAAUUAUGAUUGGAAUGUUUAUAAAAAACAAAGAGGACUUUUUUCAUUUGUUCCUCUACUAGCCAAAAUUUCUGAACAUUUAAAAACACAUCACAUUUAUAUAAUUAAUAAUGGUAGAAUAAAUGUCUCCGGAAUAACCAAAAAUAAUGUCGACUAUAUAGCUGACAAAAUUUGUCUCUCGCUAAGUCAAAUAUGA